AUAUACAGGAAAUGAACCGAGCUGCUAGAAGAAGAGCCGUCUCUUUCCGCUAAGUCCGACCGGCUCAAUUGUUCCAGUGCGGUGGUCGUGAUUUUGGACUGAAGCCUGUUGUGUAACGAUAUCAGUUAUUGUUAUCUGAUGUGUAGCAUCAACUGUGUAAGUUAGCUGCUUUAUCACUGUGUAGCUAGCUCCCCCCUGGUUUGGACUGAUACAGCUUAGACUUCGACAUUUUUUACUCCCGUUCAACCGAAAAAUGGCAACCCAGAUCGAUAAAGAAGCUUGCAGAGAGGCUUACAACCAAGUCAGAGACGACAACACCGAGACCAGUUGGGCUGUGUUUAAAUAUGAGGGCUCCAUGAUUGUGCCUGCAGGACUAGGGACUGACUAUGAGGAGUUCAAGAGGAUGUGCACAGAUGACGCGCGUCUGUUCGGCUUCCUCCGGAUCACGACGGGAGACGCCAUGAGCAAACGAGCCAAGUUCACCCUCAUCACCUGGAUCGGUGAGAACAUCAGCGGGCUGCAGCGCGCCAAGAUCAGCACUGACAAGACACUGGUCAAAGAGAUCGUGCAGAACUUUGCGAAGGAGUUCAUGAUCAGUGACCCGAGGGAACUGGAUGAGGACUACAUCCGCACGGAGCUGAAGAAGGCGGGCGGAGCCAACUAUGACGCUCAGGCCGAGUAGAGAAGUGCCACAGCCCACUGGAAGGGUUGGGGUCGGGGCGGGGGUUGGGAGGGUUGGGGUGGGUUUGGAUUUGGUGGGGUGGAAUAACUGGGGGGCGGGGAGCGUCGGGGCAGGGCUGCUACCUCUUGGGGAGAGGACGAGGCAGGAUGGAGAGGGCACUUAAUGAAAGGGAAAUGCACGCACUAAACACACACAUUGUACUUGUACAAAGUGGGGGCCUAGCAAAGAACAACAGUGAAACAGUUUGUUCAUUUGCAAGAUCACAAGUACAAACAAAGCAGAGGUGCACCAGGAGCAGUUUGUAGAACCAGUAUCAGUGUUUAACACACUAACCAAACACUGUUUAUGCUGCCAAAUAAUGGCUUAUUAUAGAACAGUGCAGUCUCUUUUUUUCAGUCGUUUAACAGCUUAUGUUCACAUACACGCUUCCAUCAGUUUGUGUAACUGGAAGAUUAAAAAGAACGUCCACAGUUCAUCCAGAUCAGGGCCCAGUUAUCACUCAGAGGUACCUUACCAUGGCGCCAUCACUGAAUUGUUAAUGGAAUGAUAAGAUAUUAUUGGAGAUACUCCUUUUUGCUUUUUAUCCAGUUACAUGAGAAAAUUAUAACAUCUAGCUACAGCCGCACAGAGCUAACGGCUCUGAGACAGAAUCCAUCGGCAACAUGUUGCAUCUUGUUUGUUUAAUCUGUACAAAAACCAAAGUGUAAAAACGAACACAGAAGCAGUUGCCGGGCGACUAGCAGAGACUGGAGGACGUCACUGCUCGUUGCUUACAAAUAGUCCCACGCAUAACCCACAGUAACAUGACACUACACUUUGGUUUUUGUACUGAUUAAACGAAUGAUCUAAAAUAUAUUAAUGAACAACUUUCAGAGGUGGUGGUCGGUGUAUUAGUUCACCUUUUGUCGGAGCCUGGGCAGCAGUCAUUGUAUUUUCUGUCUUUAAACAAAGCUAACCAGGCAGUGUCCACGCUGACAAACAUGUCAACACCCUGAAACACAUAGAGACGUAGUUAAACACAAGCGUAUAAACACUGGUAAAGGUCACAAUCUGCUGCCUUCUCUCCUCUCCUGCCCUCUGCCCUCUCCCCAGUCAGCUCAUGGUUGGUUAUGUACUGUGCUGUGCAUCGUCAUCUCACACUCAUCCUCAUCUCAGCUGGGCAGCAGUUGAGCUAUGUGAAGUUAACAUCAAGGCUUCAGCACUGUUUGCUAGGAAUUUUCAUGUAAUGAGGAUGUGUAAAGCUGAGGGGCUUCACUUCAAAAAGCCGGACUGUGAUCAUGGAGCACGUUGUAGACUGUUAAUAACCUAACUAGUUGGUGAAUGAUGUCACUGAGGAAGACGGAGCUAUGGUUUUGAAAUGAAACCCUCCAGCUGCAGGCAUGUGUUUGACACCAGAACAUGCUCUUAGUCAUGAUACACUGUACCACCAGGAGGAAGAGAUCUCCAUUUUCUAACAAGAUCCUGGGUGAGGGUUUGGAAGUUUGCACUUUGUGAACUUGAGCUCUUAGUGCACAUUUAACCACCUCUGCAUUUCCAGCCAGACAGCUGUGUUUGCAUUACAGCAUCAAAGUCCACCAUUACACCCAUCAUGUCGGUCCUGAGACCGACUGUAAUUCAGUCGACGUUAGCAGAGCCCAGAGCUGAGCCAGAUGAAUGAGACUGGGCCGUACAGCACGCAGGAUGCCACAGAAAUACACAGACAACCACUAAUAUACUGGUCCCUCAGCAGAACCUGUAGUCGAGUGUUGAAUGUUCCCCAGAAUCUCAGGAUUUUUGGAAUGGAGAUCUUUUCCUCUGGUGUCUCAUCUCUUGAUCUACCACUUAAAGGUAUCCAUGCAUACUGUAACCUACUGUGUUUGACUGCCUUAGUCUCCCAUGGAGAGAGGGGCAUCAUGGGAGUCUGUGGACACUACACUGUGAUUGGCUAUCCUUCCUUAUGUGUGUUGCCAGGACUUUGAUGGGCACAGGGAUCACCACACCGUGAGCCUGGGCUUGUCAUCCCAACCCAGGAGGAGCCAUUUCUCGGUUGUAGCAUCUCUUUUUAUUUGGUUUAAACCACCCCCCCACCCCACCCCACCCCCCUCCCCUGCAAAAAAUAGGAUUUUUUUUUUCAUGUACUUCAUUUUUGUUUUUGAGAUGAAUUUUAUUUUCUCCUAAGAAUUUUACCUUAUUGAUUUUAUUUUUAAGAGCAUUGUUAUCUUGGACAUUGGUUGGAAGAGGUUUUCAAAAAAAUAAUGCAAAAAAAGCAAAAGAAAGAAAACAGAAUGGGCACAAUAUCAGUCAUUUCAAAAUAAAAAUUGAUGUUUUUUCCAAA
Molecule: messenger RNA, 2996 nt
Organism: Toxotes jaculatrix (banded archerfish)
Lineage: Eukaryota; Metazoa; Chordata; Actinopteri; Toxotidae
Gene: cotl1
Product: coactosin-like F-actin binding protein 1
Exons: 4
Coding region: 254-682 (142 amino acids)
Biological process (GO): regulation of actin filament polymerization
Cellular component (GO): actin filament; plasma membrane; site of polarized growth
Molecular function (GO): actin filament binding
Source: RefSeq, a predicted model, not a curated record